AUAAAACAAAAUUAAGCCCGAAUAAAUCAAAUUAAAUCAAACAUAACGCAAUUUGAAAAAUCUAAUUUUAUAGGAACGUUGAUUUAAAUUUAUUGUAACGGGAUUCAAACCAAAAAAGAUUGCGUGCAGUUCUCUUUAGUUUUCAUUUGUUUAUAGUUUGAUCACCAUUCUUUCUUUUGUCAAAGUCAGUGUAUUCACACCAAACAAAUAAAAGUUACAUUCAAUUCAAUUUAAUGUGACUGAACUACAUGUAUUAUUUUUACUAAAAUACAAAUAUAUAUUAGAAUGUAAAGCAACCAAGGUUUAUUGUAUAAGCGUAAUGUAAAUUAGAGAAUGUGAAGUUGAUAUCAUUUGGUUAAAUACAAGACUCGUUUCCGACAAAAACACAAAAGGCAACGAGUCUUCUGAAAACUAACAGAAAGCAACGGUCACAUGCGCGGGUGAAAAAAAAACAAUUCUCGUUCUAAAUUUCUCAUCAUCAUCACACCCCUCUCUUCUUCCUUUCUUCUAACACUCUCUAGAGAUCAUCCUCAAUGAAACAAUGGAAGAAAGGUCCUGCUCGUGGCAAAGGGGGUCCACAAAACGCACUUUGUAGGUACCGUGGAGUAAGGCAAAGGACGUGGGGUAAAUGGGUGGCUGAGAUCAGAGAGCCCAAGAAGAGGACAAGACUCUGGCUCGGCUCUUUCGCUACUUCUGAAGAAGCAGCCAUGGCUUAUGACGAAGCCGCGCUGAAACUAUAUGGUCAUGACGCUUAUCUCAACUUACCUCAUCUUCAGCAACGGAAACAAGGGCCUCCUGUGAACAAUACACAGAGGUUUAAAUGGGUACCUUCAAAGAAGUUUAUCUCUAUGUUUCCUUCUCGUGGUGGUAUGCUUAACGUGAAUGCUCAGGCUAGUCUUCACAUUAUCCAGCAAAGAAAAAACGGACUUCUAUCUCAAUCCUUUUCUUGUAGCUCUUCCUCUACCGAAUCGAAAACUACUACUACUAACUAUCUUGAUGAAAAUACAAGCAAGGGGGCAGCAGACAAGAUGUUGGAUGAUGAUCAGAAGAAACCAGAGAUGGACCUGAAUGAGUUUCUUCAGCAGAUGGGAAUCUUGAAGGAUAAUAGUCAAGCAGAAGUAAGCCAAGUAGCAGAGUGUGAUUCCACUCCUCUCUGGAAGGAGCAAGAAGAAACUGGAAGUGAAGCCUCAGCUAUGCAUUUCGACUCCAGCAAUUUGGAAAGCUAUGGUGAUUUAGAGUAUGAUCUAGGCUUCCCUUCCAUCUGGAACUUCUGUGGAAUUUUAGAUGAGUGAAAAGCUACUUGAUGUAUCUCAGAUUCAGAAGCACUCGCGUGGUUUAAGAUUAGUCUAAUGUUUUUGAGUGUAACAUGGUUGGAAAGUGAUAUGCUCUCAGUUCAGUCUGUGCAGCAAUAAAAAUGUGUCAGUGUACUUCUGACGAUGAACGAGUUGUUCAUUUUUUUUUGUCAAUCCUUCAACUCAAGAGUUGGUAAAAACUAGUGAAUGUCACAUUCCUACAAGAAUGUUAUAUGUUUUGUGCAAGUAACCAUGCAAAAAGCUUACCUACCAUGGUGGCAUGAACAGACUAACCUGUAAAACAAGACGUGCCAUCAUAUAGACAACAACAAAAACAGAAUAACAUAAAGACACAUCACAUGAUCCAUUAGCACCUUACAAAAAGCUCACCUGCAUGCACUGAUCUAAAUCUGAACAAAACAUAAGAGGGAUAUAGACCCGUAAACGUAGAAACUGUCCUUUUCGUUGCAGCCUGACGUCUUUUAAACUAGGUCUAAACAAUAUCUACAGAUCUUUACAUGAUGA
Messenger RNA from Brassica napus (rape), 1817 nucleotides. RefSeq names its product dehydration-responsive element-binding protein 2F-like. Gene Ontology annotation, molecular function: transcription cis-regulatory region binding; DNA-binding transcription factor activity. Bases 534 to 1292 code for a protein of 252 amino acids. The transcript has a single exon. Gene Ontology annotation, cellular component: nucleus. Lineage: Eukaryota; Viridiplantae; Streptophyta; Magnoliopsida; Brassicales; Brassicaceae. Gene Ontology annotation, biological process: positive regulation of DNA-templated transcription; response to stress. The record is from RefSeq and is a predicted model, not a curated record.